UGCAAUGUCUCUGUUAAUUCACAUGUUCUCCCUGUUCAUUGUCUUAAUCGGUUUUCCCGCUCUUUUUUGCUCUGCAAGGGAUACUAUUACAUUCAACGACCCACUUAGAGAUCAGGAGGCAGAGACUCUUGUUUCAGGGAAAUAUGAACUCGGAUUCUUUACUCCUAAUGGGCGUUCAGAUAACAAGAGGUACUUGGGCAUAUGGUACUACAAAUCGAGACCAAGAACUGUUGUGUGGGUUGCCAAUCGCGAUGAACCACUUGAAGAUUCCACCGGCGUUUUUGCUCUUUCAAAGGAUGGAAACUUAAGAGUGUUAGAUAUGCAGAACAAAUCUUACUGGUCAACCCCAUUGACCGGACGACCAUUUGUGAAUUCCUUUCCUUAUAGGACGACUGUGAGGCUCAUGGAUACUGGAAAUUUGGUACUACGCGAAGAAGACCCAAAAAAUAAUGUUUCAGUAAUUACCCAUUGGAAAAGUUUUGAUUACCCAUCUGAUACAUUUCUUCCUGGUAUGAAGAUGAAUGAAGACUUGGUCUUAUCUUCAUGGGUAAGUAAUGAUGAUCCUGGUCACGGAGACUUCACGUUCCAGAAAGAUGAAGGAGAAAGCCAAUAUAACAUCCGGAAAAAAACAGUUAGAUACUGGCAAAACAAAGUCUCAGGUUCUUUCAUCGACUCCUCCGAUGACGAGGCUAAUCUUACAAUUUUAUUAUCUCCGCAGGAUUAUGAUUGGAGGCUGGUUAUGAAUUUCACAGGGCAAAUACAGAUUUACAUGGGGGAUGAUUUGCACUGGUGGGCACCUAGGAGUCCCUGCAGUGUAUACAAUCUUUGUGGGAACUUUGGCAGCUGCAAUGAUGGGACUCAGUCAUUGUGCAAGUGUUUACCAGGAUUUGAGCCCAAGUCAUUACAUAAAUGGAAUUCGAGGGACUUUUGGGAGGGAUGCACCAGAAAGUCAUCUGGACACACUAAGAAUGAUGUGUUUCUGAGUUUGAAGAAGAUGAAAGUAAGCAAACCAGAUGAGCAUUUCAGGACAAACAAUGAAACUGAUUGCAAAAUGGCUUGUCUGGAGAAUGAAAACUGCCACGGUUAUUCAUAUGAAUUUCGAGAUACUGGUAGGUGUAACUGCUGGAUCUGGUCUGAGGAGCUCAAAAAUCUUUGGGAGAAUUAUACCAGCGGUGGCCGCGACAUUCAAGUUCGUGUUGCAGUUUCUGAUAUAGAAUCGACGAGGAGAAGUUGUGAAACUUGUGGUACUAACAUUAUCCCCUAUCCUCUGAGCACUGAACCCAGUUGUGGAGAUAUCAGGUACUGGAGCUUCAACUGUAGCAAUGAUACCGGCCAGCUCAGCUUUCAAACGUAUACUGGUUUCUACAGUGUCGCCAACAUCAAACCAGAAAAUCGUACAUUUUCUGUUCUGGUCCAAAACUGCACAGAUGUUGAGUCGGCGAACAGACUUCUCCAGCUCAACCAUUCCUCAAUGUUUUAUGUCAGCAGAGGGUGUAACGAUGUCUGGAAUCAGCCUAAACUUGAUGGUUUUCUGGAAGAUAAUGACUUUAAGGAGGUAGAAAUAGCUUGGAUGCUGCCACCAGAGCCAAUCUGCUAUGCAUCAAAAGACUGCAUCGAUUGGCCUCAUUCUAGCUGCAGAGCAUCUGGAAAUGGGAAAAAAUGCCAAUGCCAAUGCAAUGAAUUCUUUCAUUGGGAACCUUCACUUCUCAACUGCACUGCUGAAACAGAUGAAUACAAGAAACUUAAAGGGCACGCAACCAAAGAGAAGCUGCUGUUUUUGAUACCGGUGGGGAUUACUGCAACAGCACUCAUAAUCUCAGGUGUUGUUUUCUCUUUAUACUUUCUGAGGCGGAGAAGGAUCGAACAUUUACGAGAAUCCAGGAGAAGAAUACAGGGAAAUCAGGCAUUUCGGUUGUAUGACAGUGUGAAACGUGUUAAAGACCUAAUACUCUCUGAAGAAUUUCUAGAAGAAGAUAGGAAAGACAUAGAUGUGCCUUUUUUUAACUUGGAAAGCAUACUUGCUGCUACAGGUGAUUUCUCAGAUGCAAACAUGCUUGGACAAGGGGGCUUUGGACCUGUUUACAAGGGAACAUUCCCGGGAGGACAAGAAAUUGCAAUAAAGAGGCUCUCCAGUGGUUCUGGACAGGGGCUGGAGGAAUUCAAGAAUGAGGUUGUGUUGAUUGCCAAGCUACAGCAUCGCAAUCUUGUUAGACUUUUGGGCUAUUGCGUUGAAGGAAAUGAGAAAAUUUUGCUUUAUGAGUACAUGCCUAACAAGAGCUUAGACUCCUUCCUGUUUGAUCGAACCAUGUGCGUGUUAUUGAAUUGGGAAAUACGCGUGAGCAUCAUUAUGGGAAUCGCGCGAGGGCUGCUUUAUCUUCACCAAGAUUCUAGGUUGAGGAUCAUUCAUAGAGAUAUGAAAACAAGCAAUGUUCUUUUAGAUGAGGAGAUGAACCCCAAAAUAUCUGAUUUUGGCCUGGCAAGAAUUUUUGGAGGCAAACAAACUGAAACUUGCACAAAAAGAGUAGUGGGAACUUAUGGAUACAUGGCUCCAGAAUAUGCAUUAGACGGAUAUUUUUCGAUCAAGUCCGAUGUUUUCAGCUUUGGUGUGGUUGUGCUUGAGAUUGUAACUGGUAAAAGGAACACUGGAUUUUCUCAGUCAGGACAAACUCUCAGCCUUCUGGGUUAUGCAUGGCUGCUGUGGACAGAAGACAAAGCAUCAUGUUUGAUGGACCAGACACUGAGUGAAACUUGCGAUCAAAGUGAAUUUCUUAAGUGUGUAAAUGUCGGGCUGUUGUGCGUGCAGGAAGACCCUUGCGAUCGACCCACCAUGUCAGAUGUUCUUUUCAUGCUAGGAAAUGAAACAGCUCGUCUUCCAAAUCCUAAAAAACCAGCCUUUGCAGUAAGGAGAUCCCCUUCCGGCGCAGCUUCUUCUUCUGCAAAAAUGGAAUCCGUGAAUGGGUUAACAGCUAGUUUAUACCAAGGCCGAUGAUGGUGGAGAAGAAGAAGAUAAGUUUGGCCCAAUUCAUUUAAGGUAUUAUUCGCUGUGGGACAAAGGGCUGCACGGUUUUGUUUUUGUUAUGGUGUUGGAACAAUAUGAAUCACAGAUUUUUUUUUUAAUUUUUUCCUGUAUUUUCAAUGAUUUGUGUGUCCCUGUGAUAGAUGAUAUAAUUCGCUGUGGCCAUCCUAUUGUCCAUUUUCAAUGGACUGAUUUUUCUCCAAGUUUUUUUUUGUUAAUACGUAGGCGGGGAGUAUGGGAAUGAGAAACACAAACAAGA
Molecule: messenger RNA, 3275 nt
Organism: Tripterygium wilfordii
Lineage: Eukaryota; Viridiplantae; Streptophyta; Magnoliopsida; Celastrales; Celastraceae
Product: G-type lectin S-receptor-like serine/threonine-protein kinase At4g03230
Exons: 8
Coding region: 5-2989 (994 amino acids)
Biological process (GO): protein phosphorylation; recognition of pollen
Molecular function (GO): ATP binding; protein serine/threonine kinase activity
Source: RefSeq, a predicted model, not a curated record